Molecule: messenger RNA, 1077 nt
Organism: Sclerotinia sclerotiorum 1980 UF-70
Lineage: Eukaryota; Fungi; Ascomycota; Leotiomycetes; Helotiales; Sclerotiniaceae
Exons: 3
Coding region: 1-1077 (358 amino acids)
Biological process (GO): D-sorbitol catabolic process
Molecular function (GO): L-iditol 2-dehydrogenase (NAD+) activity; zinc ion binding
Source: RefSeq, a predicted model, not a curated record
AUGGCAGAUAUAUCUGGAAAAAGUAACAACUCUUUCGUUCUCGAAAAGCCUUUUUCGGUGAGAUUCGAAGAACGCCCAGUUCCAAAGCUCGAAUCUGAACACGAUGUCCUCAUUGCCAUAAACUAUACCGGUAUCUGUGGAUCAGAUGUUCAUUACUGGGUUGAGGGAGCGAUUGGUUCUUUUGUUGUGAAAGAUCCCAUGGUAUUAGGCCAUGAAUCUGCAGGUACAAUCGUCAGCGUGGGGUCAGCAGUCAAAACUCUCAAGGUUGGCGAUCGUAUAGCCCUUGAGCCCGGUUAUCCAUGUCGCCGUUGCCCUGCCUGUCUUUCCGGUCACUACAACCUCUGCCCGGAAAUGCACUUUGCGGCCACUCCUCCAAUCGAUGGAACUCUUGCUGGAUUUUACUCAUCUCCAGCAGACUUCUGUUACAAACUUCCUGAGCACGUCUCACUCCAAGAAGGUGCUUUAAUGGAGCCUCUUGCGGUGGCAGUCCACAUCUGCAAACAAGCUGUUAUCACCCCAGGGCAAUCUGUUGUGGUAAUGGGAGCAGGUCCCGUCGGUCUGCUAUGUAUGGCAGUAGCUCGCGCAUAUGGAGCAUCCAUCAUUGUCGCAGCUGAUAUUCAACCAACUCGUCUCGAAUUUGCGAAAUCCUUCGCUGCCACUCAUACCUUCACCCCUCAGCGAGUUUCCGCCGCAGAAAAUGCAUCAAAUCUGAAAUCACAGGUUGGACUGCCAGAGGGUGCCGACGUUGUAAUUGAUGCGUCAGGAGCAGAACCAUCCAUCCAAACGUCUAUAAAUGUCGUACGCCGCGGAGGAACGUAUGUCCAAGGUGGAAUGGGCAAACCAGACAUCAAUUUCCCAAUUAUGGAGUUGUGUACCAAGGAAAUUACAGCCAAAGGAAGUUUCAGAUACGGAAGUGGAGAUUACGCUCUUGCCGUACAACUGGUGAGCGGUGGAAAGGUGGACGUGAAAAGGUUGAUUACUGGAGUAGUCCAGUUCGAGGAUGCAGAGGAGGCUUUUAAGAGUGUGAAAGAAGGAAAGGGCAUCAAGGUCUUGAUCAAGGGUCCAAAUGAAAAGUGA